AAUCCAUUAUCCCUUAAUGUUUCAAUGAUGGAUUAGUUGUCACAAAUAAAAUUCCAAGGUGAGAAUAGUUUGUAUAAAAGAAACUGUACAGUUGUCAAAGUAAUCAACUAACCAACCAUGUCUGUCAAAUACCUCUUUGCCAUGCUAGCUUUGGGUGUGGCCAGCUGCGUUGCCAGUGAGCUGGUUUCCCCCAAAUCAUCAGCUGCAAACACUAAUACUGGACUUGGUAUCUACGAUGGAAAGAAAACCACCAUUCAGAAACAUCCUUAUGUGGCUUCACUGUUGCUGGAUGGAUCACUUUGGUGUGCAGGCACCGUUGUCAGCUCCAACUGGAUCAUCACUAUUGCUGAGUGUGUCUACAGCUUAUCCACUUCAGAUCUGAGCGUAGUGGUCGGCAGCAAUGAUGGUCUCAAUGGCAAGAAAUACACAGUGAAAUCUUUCACAACUCAUCCCAAAUACAGUUAUGGAUAUUUUGACUACGACUUUGCCUGUGUCCAAAUCAGUGGCAAGUUCAAGUGGUCCUCUAAAACCAAACCCAUCAAGAUCGGCACUAAGGAACCCAAGGCUAACGCCAAGUUUACUGUUGCUGGGUAUGGUGACACUUCGGAUGUGGGAGCUCCAGCCAAUAACGACUUGCUACAAGGAACACUCAUGUGGGAAAGCAAAUCACAGUGCAAGACUUUCCUAGAGUCUAUUGGUAUCACUUGGACUCCUCGUCUUGCUUGUGGAUACAACAAGGGCAAGACCACACUUUGCCAGGGUGACUGGGCCGAUGCACUUGUCUAUAAGAAUGCUGUCUAUGGCAUCUUCGCUGUGGGAGCAGCAUCAGGCUUCUGCACAUCAGAUGCUCAACCUAGUGGGCUGGCUGACGUCACCUCUGUUGCUUCUUGGAUCAAGAAAGUUACAGGAGCUAAAUACGACUAUGAAUAAAGAUUCAACUACUUCAAGCUAAUCAAUCAAUAAAACAAGUGUUUCAAUUUAAUACAAAAAACUUAACAAUUUCUUUCAAAAACAACUAAAUCACAAAAUACAGUAUUAUUUAAA
Molecule: messenger RNA, 1044 nt
Organism: Homalodisca vitripennis (glassy-winged sharpshooter)
Lineage: Eukaryota; Metazoa; Arthropoda; Insecta; Hemiptera; Cicadellidae
Product: trypsin epsilon-like
Exons: 6
Coding region: 118-930 (270 amino acids)
Biological process (GO): proteolysis
Molecular function (GO): serine-type endopeptidase activity
Source: RefSeq, a predicted model, not a curated record